This is a messenger RNA of Strongylocentrotus purpuratus (purple sea urchin), 3070 nucleotides long. RefSeq names its product SET and MYND domain-containing protein 4 (gene smyd4). Lineage: Eukaryota; Metazoa; Echinodermata; Echinoidea; Camarodonta; Strongylocentrotidae. The record is from RefSeq and is a predicted model, not a curated record. Gene Ontology annotation, molecular function: protein binding. Bases 15 to 2273 code for a protein of 752 amino acids. The transcript is spliced from 17 exons.
CACAGAUCGACGCGAUGGCGGCUGCUUUGGACUUCCCCAAAUUCCUUCAAAAUGCAACUGAAAUUUGGAGAAGUCAGUCUUCAAAAGAAAAGUAUUGCAUUCAGAAUGCAUAUGAACUUGACAAGGAUGUUAUCUGCCUAGGAAUGAAAAUAAUUGAUUGGAGAAAUUCCACUGUAGACCAUUGCAUUGAAAGCAUCCAGGGAUGUCUGAAAUCCUCAAGGUCAGACUCAAAGUCAGCCUCAUCUGCUGAAGACAGCAGACAAAAGGGUAACCAGCUUUUCCAGAAGAGGAAUUACAGAGGGGCUUUGGAGUGUUACACUAAGAGUGUUCAGGUUGCUCCUCACGAUGGAAAGGAUACACUGGCUCUCGCUCACGCAAAUCGGUCUGCUGCCCUCUUUCACCUCGGGCGUUACAAGGCUUCUAUCCAAGAUAUUGAUGAGGCUUUAACUCGAGGAUACCCAACCAACAAGCACGUCAAGGUGCUCCAACGGAAAGGACAGUGCUUCCUAAAAUUACACAACCUUUCAGAAGCAGAGGAAGAGUUUUCAAAAGCACUGCGAUGCCUCGAUAGUAUCACUGGGGAAGACAAGAAAAGACGAGAGAUAAAGAUUUUGCUACAAGAGAGCAGUAAUCCUACCUCUGUUAGUUUUGGAGACCAGUUGGAUAUACCAGAUGAAGACAUCAAAGAGAAGUCUUCCAUGUUAGCAAAUGCAUCAUCAGCAGUCACAUGUAAACAUCAGGAAGGGAAUGGUAGAUUUCUAGAGGCAACUAGAGACAUAGCUGCAGGUGAGCUUCUCAUCAAAGAGAAGCCGUAUGCAGCCAUUAUCUUGAAAGAAGAAGAAAGCUCUCACUGCCAUCACUGUUUUGAACAAUGUUCGCCAAUCCCGUGUCCUAACUGUAUCCAUGCCAGAUACUGUUCUUCAAGGUGCAGAUCGGAUAGCCUGACUCAGUACCACUCUAUCGAGUGUGGGACCGAGCAGCUUCUGCAACAGGUGAGCGUGUUCAGCCGACUGAGUCUGCGUAUCCUCAUCACCGCCGGAAGAGAAGAACUAUCCAAUGACAUCCGCAAACCCAAGACAUCGUCUUCCCAACCAUCAUCAUCAUCGACAUCAACUUCUUUGACCACUGCUAAGGGUUCCUCAUCGGGCUACCUCGACGGUGGCCUGGUCAACUACGAGUCCAUCGUCGGUCUUGAGGCACACUGGUUCAAUCAUUCACAUGAAGAACUCAUACAAUAUACUGUGACUUCCAUCUUACUUGCAAAGUGCUUCUACCGGGAACUUGUCUCGCUCAAAACUUGUGAAACACUCUCGGAAGAGGAGCUCAUCGCAGAGAUCGCAUCCCUUCUUCUGCUUCACACCAGACAACUGAAAUCAAACUCCCAUGCCAUCACUGAGGUACGGCCAAGUGAGGGAGAAAACACAGCAGGAAAAUCAGCAGGUGGUACUGUAGAGGAGAUUUCGCAGUUUCGCGUAGCAACGGCUGUCUAUCCCACAGUGAGCAUGAUGAACCAUGCUUGUAUACCUAAUAUCAUCCCCAGUUUUAGGAAGGGUAUCCUCUGUGUUCGAGCAACUAAGAAGAUCAUGCAUGGUGAUGAGAUACAACAUUGCUAUGGUCCGCAGGUUGGUCACAUGACAACGUCGGAUAGGCAGCAGGCCCUCCUCAAUCAGUACUGCUUCACGUGCCGUUGCCGGGCUUGCACACGCGACCCCAAAUCUCGCGACAACUUGUGCAUGAAAUGCCCAAAAUGCGGCCAGCCAUUGAACGCCAUGACAUCAAUUUGUGGAAAAUGUGCAGUUUGGAUUGAUGUGUUGGUUUUAUUAAAGGAGGUGGACGAUACUAUGAUAACAUUCGCUGAACUGGUGGAGAUGUAUCCUGCAGCUGUGAAGGACGUCACAUUAAUGAGGGACGUUAUAUCCAAGACAAAAACCUGCCAUGAUGUGUUGGAUCGUAUCCUCAUACCUCCUCACAUGCAUCUAGCGGUGGCUUACAACUUUAUGGCCAAAUGUCAUAUCGCGUUACAAGAAUUUAAGGAGGCGGCUCCGUGGUUAGCGAAGGCCAUCCCGACGAUUGAAUGCCGGUUCGGCAGGGACUCCAUAGAGGUGGCCAAUGAACUGUACAAGCUGGCCCAGAUAUACUUCAAUGGUAAGGAAAUCGCUCCAGCAAUGGAAGCCAUCGACAGAGCCCUGGAACUGUUUAUUCGUCACUAUGGCAACAGCAAUGAAGAGGUUUUGGUACUAAUGAAGAUGAAGGCUUGUCUGAUGAACGCCUGACCUAGCACUCCUCUGUAUGGAUGAUUGAGAUCGACAACAAGAGAGGGUUUUAUCUUUGGCUGCAACAGAUUAUUUUGCGCUGAAAGCCAGAAGGGUUUAAAUUGUAUGCUGUGAGCCACAAGGGUGUACCGGUAACCUAACAUUAUUUGAAAUUGAGUUAGUUCCCUCCUGUCUCUCAUGAUAUAAGGUUCAUAAAUUGAAAGUAGCUAUUUAUGAAAUGAAUAUGAAUUAGCCCUAUAAAAUCUGGAGGUGUAUAUGAGUUGCGAGAGGCAACAUUAUGGGGUUAAAAGAAAUACAACAAAUAGUUUGUACAUACAUGUAUACACACCGAUCUGUGUGUGAUCUCAUGUAUGCAGGUAUCUGAUGAUCACCACGCUUAUCUACGUAAUCAUGCCACUGCAGAUUAUCUGGAGCGGUUUAUUGGCUCAUGUGGGAGUAAGGUUUAUGAUUACUCCCAAAUCAAGAAUAUAUCACCAAUCUAAAUCAUUGCACGUAUUUCAAUCGUCUAUCAUUCACAAAGCUCACAAGUAAAUGCCUACGAUUUCGUCGAAGGGUAGGGAGUAAUGAGCGAAAGACAUGAUUCCUUUUUUUUAGUCAAAGUUAAAGAGGAGACACUCUUCUGUGCCCCAGCCUUUGCGGGGAGUCAUUUCUGUUUAACCCUUGUAUUGUUCCAUCAAAUCUAAACUUCCCCUGCAGAGGAUUGUUAAAAGAGUGUUUAAGGUAUUAAAGCCCCACUGCACUACUUAUAGGUGUGUUGGCUCAGUCAGUAGAGCGUCCGCCUCACAACCGGGAGGCCG